GUAUCCCCAUGGAAUCGAGGUGGCCAGGGCAGGUUUUGGCGGUGAUGAUAAAGGUAGCAAUACAGGGUGACCCAGAGAAGAGAUGGGCUUGGUGGGACGCCAGAGGUUAAGGAUGGGAAUACGGCGAUGAGGAAGGAGGAGGCCCGGGCAUGAUAAGGGCAGACCUGGGGUGUGACCUCAAAGAAGAUAAAACUCUAAGGAGCGGAUGGCACGAGAGGGAAGUGAGUGAAGGCAGUGGCCUCGGGGGCGGGGGCCGUGUAGGUGGAGUGACUUGGUUUGGGCGGCUUGGUUGAGUAGAUGGUUGGCUUUGGUUUUCCCCGGGGAGGAGCCUGUGGUGGCGGGCGGAGCUGCGGGCUGGGCCGGGCUUAAGGCUGGCUCUUCUGCCAGUCUCCCUCCCGCCUUCCCACCCGCACUGCGUCCGCCAGUCUCAACUAUGGGCUGCCUAGCCCUUCAGCUCCUGCUCCUGGCUUUCUUAGCGUCCGGGUCCGUCAAAGCCCUCCAGCCGGCCUUAAUAGCCCUCGGUAGCCUGCACUUGCCAACUAACCCCACAUCCCAUCCGGCUGUAGCCAAGGACUACUCCGUUCUCUACUUCCAACAGAAGAUUGAUCAUUUUGGAUUUAAUUCUGUGAAAACUUUUAAUCAGCGGUAUCUAAUAGCUAAUGAAUACUGGAAGAAAGAUGGUGGGUCAAUACUUUUCUACACUGGUAAUGAAGGGGACAUCAUCUGGUUUUGCAAUAAUACGGGGUUCAUGUGGGAUGUGGCUCAGGAACUGAAAGCUAUGUUGGUGUUUGCUGAACAUCGCUACUAUGGGGAAUCCCUACCAUUUGGUAAAAAUUCAUUUAAAGAUUCCAGACACUUGAAUUAUCUGACAUCGGAGCAAGCUCUGGCAGAUUUUGCAGAGUUAAUCAAACACUUGCAAGAAACAGUUCCAGGAGUUAAAAAUCAACCUGUCAUUGCUAUAGGGGGGUCCUAUGGUGGCAUGCUUGCAGCUUGGUUCAGGAUGAAAUAUCCUCAUAUUGUCGUUGGAGCUCUUGCUGCUUCUGCCCCCAUCUGGCAAUUUGAGGAUUUGGUCCCUUGUGGUGUGUUUAUGAAGAUUGUAACUUCAGAUUUUAAGAGAAGUGGUCCAUAUUGUUCCGAGACCAUCCGCAAGUCCUGGAAUGUCAUUAAUCAACUCUCAAGUACAAGCAAAGGCUUAGAGUACCUUACUGAAGUCCUUCACUUAUGCAGCCCAUUAACUCCUCGGGACGUCCAACAUUUGAAAGAUUGGAUCGCUGAAACCUGGGUGAAUCUGGCAAUGGUCGACUACCCUUAUCCAUCUAGCUUUUUACAGCCUUUACCAGCUUGGCCGAUUAAGGAUUCUGAGGAUACUGGUGUGUCUGUCAGUGAGGAUGGGAAGUUGUUUUCCCUUUUCCCCUACUAUCACAUGUGGACUUGGUUGUCAUCCUUUUUCUUGCCUGCAUCAUCUCAAGAGACAGAGUCUCACCUUAUGGCCCUCGGUAGAGUGCCGUGGCAUCACACAGCUCACAGCAACCUCCAACUCCUCGGCUCAAGCGAUUCUCCUGCCUCAGCCUCCCGAGUAGGUGGGACUACAGGCACCCACCACAGCGCCCAGCCAUCUUUUGGUUGCAGUUCAGCCGGGGCAGGGCUUGAACCCGCCACCCUCGGUACAUGGGGCCGGCGCCUUACCGACUGAGCCACAGGCGCCGCCCUAAUUGAAUUCUUUCAUUUGCAGUUAUAUCCAAUGGUUUGACUCAUUAAUUUACUUAGUCAUCAUUAAUUCCCUUAAAUAGUGUUAGCUGUUUAUAGGUGAUAAGCAUUAAACAAUUAUCAUCAUUUAAUUUGGAUAUAAAGUUACUUUUAACUAACAGUGGGGCAAUUUUGAUUAUAUAACAUGUAAAAGAGUUAUGACCUUGAACAGACCUUGGGGGAUAGCUGCCAAGUAAUGAGAAUACCUACCCUUUUUUUCUGUAUCCAUAGUGUACCAGCUUCCUCGUAAGGUAAGUAGAAUUCGCUUUCAUAUGCCUAUUAAAAAAAUAGAAGUAUAUAGAGGUGAAAUAACUUGUCCAACUCAUAAGAUGGAAUUCAGACCCUUGUUUCUGUCUAACUAACUCUGAAAUCUAUGGUCAUUCUUUCCCCAACUCUUCCUCUGCUAGAGGGUGUGUCCAGUCAGGCCCUAGAGCAGUGAGUGGAGCUUGGCCCUCAGAGGACCCAUGCUGGCCAACUAAGCUGUUUCUAGGUCUGAUCCCUGAGUGGAAUGGCUGAGAACUUGAUUUGAUCUAGGCUGAUAUCAAAUGGGCAGGAUUUUUGUCUAGAAAUCAGGGUAGGGCAUGAUAUAGCAGCAAGGGUUCUUGGCAGUGAUAAUACUUAGACAACAGGGAGUGAGGUAAGGCCCAGACAGGGUUUGCAUGAAGACUGACUAGUGCUAGCAGUAGGUUGGGGGUGGUGAUGAGAGAGAUGGAAUGGAACCCAUCCCUUUGAGAGAGGAGGCUUGUUAGCAAAGGUUAAGAGGGCCUUGGAACCUAGGUUGAAUAGGCUAACAUGAACCAGGAACUUGCUGAAUUGCAUUAGAAGUUAACUUUUUAGGGUACAACUCUCAUUUCAUCAUUUUGCCAGCACAGCAUCAGUGAGGUACAGUAUAAGGGAUUUUAGACUUUUCCCUCUUGUAGCUUUCAAAAAGUGACUUCAUCUUCCAGGAUUUUCUUUUCCUUCUCUUUAAUCUUAAAUUGAUUUUAACACUUGACUUAAUCUGGUUAUGAGGAUCAUAUGAGAGAGUUUGUGAAGUAUCACACUGGAUGCUGAGGCUCUGUGACUACUGAAGUCUUCUUCUGAUGUGCUACAUCUCCAAUAGAACCAGGGUUUGAAACUGUGUGAGUGGAUGAUGGUCUGGAGAGCAGAAGAGAGCAGAAGCUGGCGGAGUGGUACGUGUCAUUGAUUGUACGGCAAUGGGGCAUCGAUUAAAAAUGGACCUUCUUUGGGGGAGGCAGUGAGGCCUAACUGAAAGUAACAAGAAAGGCUCAUAAAACAGCUCUUUAUGUGGAGAGGAGACUUGUUGCUAGGGUCCCGAUUGUUUCCUGGCUGUGUUUUGUGUGUCUGUGUCAGGUCAUUCUGUGGGCUUCUUUCAGGAACUUGGUGAUAUCAGCCUACAGAUAAUUAGAUCAGUGUCAUCACUGUCACCACCACCCUUUUUAUUCUGCUGGGACUAUUUGCAUGAAAAUGGAAGUGGGUGAUAUUCCUUUCCCAUUAAUAAGGCUCAGCUUCUUACUUGGGGAGGGGGUCAUCCAUAUAUAAGGACUUUGGAAAAAAGUUCCAAGUCAAUGUAUGAGUGAGCCUUUUUGAAAGGGUCUUAAAGACCCAAAUGUUCAGUCAUGCCAUCCACUUCCCAAAUCGGCCUUUCAAAAAGUUCUCCUGAUAUAGAAGAUCUGCAUCUGGGAUGCAGUUUUUUCAAGAGAAAGUUUCAGGAGACCUGCAUUCUGUAGUAAAAUUUCCUCGGAUGUCAACACACAUACAUGUAUUUUUACAGAUCUUCCAUCAGCUUAGAUCUUAUCACAGAGCUAGCCCUACUAAAAACCUCAGUUUGUGACAAUGAAGUUUAUUUAUUUUUUUAAUUAAGUCUUUUGUGCAUAGAUCAUAAAAUACAUUUAUGCCCAUUUCAGUGUGUUGAUUAUUUGUACAGAUUGGAGUGCUUAAAUCAUGCUAAUCAGCAUAGCUUUCAUCUCAUUUACCCAUUUAUAGCGUUAGGACAUUUGUGUUCUACCCAUGAUAGAACCAACUUGUACUUGCAAUGUGCUCCAUAGUUGUGGUCCCCCUACUAUCCCCUACCAUCCCUCCCACCCCCUCCCCAUCCCUCCCCCUCCCCUUCUCUCCUUCAUCAUAGCCUAAAGUUGUGUUUCAUUUUUCAUAUGCAAGUGUGAGUUAUUAUAAAUUGGUUUCACAGUAGUGCUGAAUACAUUGGAUACUUCUUUUUCCAUUCCUGAGAUACUUUGCUAAGAAGAAUAUUUUCCAGCUCCAUCCAUGUAAAC
Messenger RNA from Nycticebus coucang (slow loris), 4019 nucleotides. RefSeq names its product prolylcarboxypeptidase (gene PRCP). NCBI's taxonomy places the organism in Eukaryota, Metazoa, Chordata, Mammalia, Primates, Lorisidae. Bases 434 to 1693 code for a protein of 419 amino acids. The transcript is spliced from 8 exons. The record is from RefSeq and is a predicted model, not a curated record. Gene Ontology annotation, biological process: regulation of blood vessel endothelial cell migration; proteolysis; angiogenesis involved in wound healing. Gene Ontology annotation, molecular function: serine-type exopeptidase activity; dipeptidyl-peptidase activity.